AUGUCAAGUUACUCACAGCUCAUAAUUGAUGUUGUCCGUUUGCUGGAUCAAUUUGACCCUCAAAAUCAGAGCACUGAUCACUUCGUAAGUGAAGCUGCUAAAAAUUAUCAGGCACAAGGUGAAGCUGAACAUACAUUCAUUGUGGAAGUCCUGUCGGGCUGUUUACAGUACAAGCCACUGCUCAAUGUGGUAGUGUCUGAAUUUUAUAUGCUAGAUGGCAGGAACUUUCUGCGAUCGGAAUGCAAUCUCUACGUGGUUAUAUGCUAUCUUGCUAUUUUUCGACUGGAAGAACUGGGUCUGAAACAUUUCACCAAGAUUGUCAACUCUCAGCCUGCGAACAAAAUGCACCAAUUUCUUAGGUUCUUAUUUGAUAGUCUGAACCUGACCACAUGGAUAAAGGAUGAAUGGUGCCAAAUAUAUGAUGUUGCCUAUGUAAACCAGAUGCUGAUUGAUCCUCUGCUGAGAUGGCAACCAGAUAUCAACAACCUCAUCGAUCACUUAGCCAACAAAAUGGCGAAUCGGAUUUCCAAAAAACUCGAGAGUCAGCCUGUGACAGUACCAAGAGAAUUUAACAUCACCAAGCCUAAACCACAAUCUAUCCCAAUGCCUGAGGAAAUUCAACUGCUGCAAACACGAAGGAAGAUUCCCAGAAGUACCUAUGAACCUCCAAAAGAGCAGCAACUGCUGGAAACACUUAAAAGGAAAAAUCGUCGCAGGGCAGAGGAGCAUCUCAUGGAAUCCAACAUUGAUGCAUUCCGGUGUGCCAUGGUACAUGAAACCGAACAUAAAAGGCGAGUUUUGUCUGAAAUUAAGAAAGAGGAAGAGGCCAAGAUGAAAUAUACCAUUCCAAAACCACGACCCAUCCCUGCACAGAUGAUGGAAAAUCUUCCAAUAAAAUUGAACACAGCAGCCAUCCUGAGGGAGAAUGUUCUCUACGAACGGAGAGUGAAGAAAGAACUGGAAAGAAUUAACAAUCUAAUUGAAGGAGGUUAUGAUCCUUCCAAAUUUGAAGAAAUGCUGAGGAAAAAGGACACUGAGUUAAUGGAACAACAAUUGACUGAUGCACAACGCCGUUGCCUUGAAAACAAGAUUCUCUUGGAAGAUGCAAUCCUGGCACGGGAAGCAAGAAUUGAGGAGAACAAGAGGAAUGCAGCUCUGCAGAAAGAGGAGGUAGCAAAAAUGAUGCAGAAACAUGCAGAGAAGCGACUUCAGGAAGAGAAGGAGGCAAAAGAACUGGUGGAGCGGGUGACAAAAGGGCGUCACAACACAAAGCAGCAAAAACUGAAAAUACUGGAAGAUAAACAGAAGAUGGCUAAGGAGCUGAAUAAGGAAACAGAAGAACUGCUUCAACAGGCCUUGGAGAAAGCUAAUGAAGAAAUUAGAAAAAAAUCAGAACUGAUCCGAGAAAUCCGAGCAAUGCAAAUGGUGCCAACAUUUAAACACAAACUUAUAGAUUUAGCCAAACCAGCUGGUCAUAAUCUUUUGACCGAGAUGUCAAUAGUAGAGUUACGAGAACGCUUGGGGCUGCUGAAGGAGGCACAGAUUAAGGCAGAGGAAAAUAAACGAGAUCGGAUCCUGAAUGAGAAACAAGCAAAAGAGCAGCUCCUUUUGGAUAAAUUACGACAGAUCUCACUGCACAGAGAAGCUUUGAGCAAGAAAGCAGUAAUCAGGAACAGAGAAGAGGAAUUGAGAAAGCUGAAGGCAUCCAAACAGGUGGCAAACAAUCAGCAAUUGGCUGAGCUCCAAAAGAAACUCGAAGAAAAGAGAAGGGAGCAUCAUAAACUGAACAAAAUACAAAAAAUAAACACUCAAAAAAACCUAGAGAGAUCUAUGAGAAGCUCAUUUGCAGACAGGAAAUCAAAGGAAGUACGUUGGUGGAAGAACAUGGAAGACAGUCGUGAAAACAAGGUCCGGUUGCUUAAACUUCAGAAAGCGUCCUAGUACAGUGCUGCUCAGUGGAGUAGGGUGGUACAUCAU
This is a messenger RNA of Hemiscyllium ocellatum (epaulette shark), 1977 nucleotides long. It is a transcript of the gene cfap99, whose product is annotated as cilia and flagella associated protein 99. Lineage: Eukaryota; Metazoa; Chordata; Chondrichthyes; Orectolobiformes; Hemiscylliidae. The record is from RefSeq and is a predicted model, not a curated record. The transcript is spliced from 15 exons. The coding region runs from base 1 to 1941 and encodes 646 amino acids.